Molecule: messenger RNA, 1935 nt
Organism: Rhopalosiphum padi (bird cherry-oat aphid)
Lineage: Eukaryota; Metazoa; Arthropoda; Insecta; Hemiptera; Aphididae
Exons: 4
Coding region: 172-933 (253 amino acids)
Source: RefSeq, a predicted model, not a curated record
UAUCAAUAUCCACGGAGUUAUCAGUUCCGUACGAAGAGUAAAUAUUGUCCUGGUCACGUGUAUUCGAGACAAGCCGGAAUAUUGAGAGUUCAGACGUCAAUCAAAUUUCAUUUUACACCAUCUCACGAAUACAUUUUGUUGGUUACGUUAACGGUUUACACUGCUGUGACGAUGGACGACGUUUCUGACAUAAGCUCGCUGACCAAGAUCAGGGUACACGGCCUCAAACGCAAAGCGUCAUCCACCGGCAAACAUAAACAGAAGAAGUUCAAAUCAGAUGAUACGUGUAGUGAACUUUCGAUGACCACAUCUCAGGCCUUCGGCAUCAAAAAAGUCACUGACGAUUUUGACUUGGACGAUUAUCAACCCUCUAUCAGCUCUACCGUCAAGCCCGUCGAGUUUAUAAGAUUAGAUACAUCUCAACUAAAAAGAGAUAAUGGAGUUUUGUUUUCUGAAAAUCUAUCAGAUUAUGAAGUUUGGACAUUACAAUGUCCUGAUGAUAUAGAUAUCAACAAUCUACAUUCACAGUCAAUCAGUUUUGAAAAUGUUAAAAAAUUGGAAAUUAAAAACACAAUGUCAGAUAAAGUUGAUUUGAUUCCUUACAGAAGUGAAGAAGGAACAAAUAUUACUAUUGUAACUCCUAGUGAAAGUACAAGCAAUUUAUCCUUAAAUGUGGUUCCUUUAGCUGGGACAUUAAUUAUGUGUAAUCGAGUUAAGAAUGACAAAUUAAGUAACAAUACCUUGCUCCCAGUUGAUACUAUAGAAGAUGCAACGAGAAGAAGAUCAGAAUUAAUGUCAAAAAUUACUAAAAGACUAUCAAAUAAAUUUGAUUUUAAUUCAAUUGACAACGAAAGUGUAAAACAAGAGAUUAAGAUAGAAAAAGAAACACCUAAAAAAGUAAAAAAGAAUAAAAAAAAAUUGAUAAUUGAAUAAAAUACAUAAGGUUUAUUAAAUUAAUUACAUUUUCAAUUUCAAAGAAUUAACUAAAUAAAUAUUCUCAUGUUGUAUAAAUAAUAAAUAACUUUUAUUAUUGUUUUUCCAUGAGUAUUUUAAUAACAUCUGUUUUCUUUGCUAGACAAAAUCUAUUAAUUUAAAAUUUAAAUAUAUAUACAUGAUAUAUAAAUGAGUUAAUUUUUAUAUUUUAAAUCCUUUAAUGUGUAGUUGAUUAUAAUUAUAGGAAUAUAAUUAAUAUUGGUGUAAAACUUUAAACUUUAUAAUCUCGUAUUUGAGAAAAAAAUCCUUCAUAAACCAAUUUUUUUAAAUCAAUUAUCAACUAAGUGUUAUAUAUUAAUAUAUUACUUAAUUGUAAACCUACUACCUACGUCACCAUUUAUUCUCAACCAUGAGUUUCUAUUUUUUUUUUUUUUUGACUGAAAUAUAGAAAUAUUUUCAUUAAUUUUAUUUACUUCCUAUGCUUUUUUAUGAUAACAUUUUUGAAUAUAUAAUUAUUGUAUUAUAUUUAACAAUAAAAAUAGGAGUGGACUAGACACGAAAUAUACUUCAUAAAAGUUAAAUUAAUAGAAUUAUAAGGAAAUAAUUUUGGGCUUAUACAGAAUUUUUUAUUUGUUACUAUUAAUUAAUCGGAAUAUUAAAAUUGUAUUCAUAUAAUAUAUUCCUACCUUUUGGUAAUUGUAUUACAAGUGAAAAAAAUACUUUAUAACUUGUAAGACAUAAUUAAUUGACCAAUAACUUGUAUUGUAUAUUAUGUUAGAACAUUAUUUAUAAUUGACAUCAGUGCUGUUUUUUGACUUAAGGCAUUAGGCGUUAAUGUGUAACUGAUUAAGAACCCCCCUCCCCCUUUAUGGAAACCAAUUAUUAUCAACUAUAAAUAUAUUAAUAAAAUUAUUUGUUUUACAUACUUUUAAAUUUUCAAAAAUAAAUAAAUAUUUACAUAUUUUUGUACAUAAAUUAUAAAAAUUAAAUGUAGUAUAAAAC